UAUCUUAAUUCAUCUGGUCUAUAGCAAGCCAGACAUGGGGGUUAGUGAAUGGGUACGGAGCAGAAUAUUUGCUUGACUGAUGUCUGACCUGACCUAGGGUGCCACGCUUCUAUUAUUAGCUAACAGUGGCUUCAAAAAAAGACAAUUGAUCGUACCCCAAUGACAGCCACCACUCUAGCCAGUUUAUGUGGAACAUUCCAUAGUUCCAGACUCGGAACAUCAAUACAGUGCCAUUAUUUAAUUGUGUGCUUGCUAGUCUGCUUUGUGGACACUUAAACCAUUGGUUAAGAGGGAUAAUGGACUUCAGAAAGUACUGAUAAAUUAGUAAUGGCCAAGUUGUCAUAAAUAUUGGUUCUUAAAUUCAACAAACUGCUGGACAAUAGGAUAAAUAAAAUCCUCAAACAAGGUUCACCUAAUGUGAAUCCCUGACUAUAUAAAUGUAUUUGAAUCCGACUCGUUUGGAAAGUGAAUCAAACCCCCCUAGUGUUGCCAAAUGAUUUGACCAAUAUUCUAAAGAGAGACCAUUUCAGGGCAGUACACAGGGUUCUCAGGUGAAUGGUAUAGUCAGUCUAUAUUGGGUACCAGUCUGUUUGGGAUUGAACAAUGCUAGCUCCUGUAGUAAAGCAGAACCAGACUGGCACACCAUCUGCUCAGCAAUAAUCCACCCAGGAUUUGGGGUUAAGGUUUUGUACUGAGAAGCAAUAUUUUCACAUUUUCCCUUUUGUGCAGGUCAUUAGUUAGAGCAUGACGAUCUGGUUUACUCAUCAUGGGGAGAUACUAGUAGAACAUGUUUGGAUUUGGGCCAGUAGAUAUAUGUAAUUGAUUCUUUAGCCAAAUGUAAAAUGAAUGAGUGGGAGGUGCUUUGGAAAGCUGGAAAGUGUUUGAGAUAGACAUUAGGGAUUGAGAGCUUGAAAUUGUGGCAGUGCUUAUAAAUUUAACCGGCUAAAUAUACAGAACAAAAAUGGGAGCCAGGCCCACCCACUGGGGAGCCAGGACCUGCCAAUCAGAAUGGGUUUUCCCCCCCACAAAAGGGCUUUAUUACAGAUGUAAAUACUCCUCAGUUUCAUCAGUUUUCCGGGUGGCUGGUCUCAAGACAAGGUGAAGAAGCCGGAUGUGGGGGUCCUGGGCUAGCGUGGUAACAAGUGGCCUGUGGUUGUGAGGCUGGUUGGACAUACUGCCAGAUUCUCUAAAACGAAGUUGAAGUGGCUUAUGGUAAAAAAUGGUUAUGGUUAAAAUUACAUUAUCUGGCAACAGCUCUGAUGGACAAUCCUGCUGUCAGCAUGCCAAUUGCACACUACCUCAACUUCAGACAUCUGUGGCAUUGUGUUGUGUGACAAAACUGCACAUUUUAGAGCGGCCUUUUAUUGUCCCCAGCACAAAGUGAACCUCAUACAGCUUAAUAUGCCACAUCUGUCAGGUGGAUGGAUUAUCGUGAAAAAGGAGAAAUGCUCACAAACAAGGAUGUAAAAAAAAAUGUCUGCACAAAAUGUGAGAGAAAUAAGCUUUUUUUUGUCCGUACGGAAACUUUCUGAGAUCUUUUAUUUCAGCUCAUGAAUCAUGGGACCAACACUUGACAUGUUGCAUUUUAUAGUUACAUUUCUAAAUUUAGUGUACAGGAAUUUGAUUAUUAGUAAUAGAAUAUAAACUUUUAAUCUAGUACUCGCACCCAUCCCUAAUAGACAUCAAUUGCACAUCACACAGAUUGGAAAACUCCUAUUGGUGUUAGUCUACUUGUUGAUAGACAAAAUGACAGACCCAUGUAACUGCACUGUGCAUUGACCAAAGUCGAUUAUCAAAAUCUCAUCGAAAAUCCAUUCCUUUGGAAAUAAUGAUAGUAUGAUCUGGUUAAAGGAAAACCACAAAGAAAGUUGUGUUUUCUGGCCAUCACAUGACACUAUAUGUAGGCUAACACACAAUGAUCAGAACUGCAUUUCAUUUUGUAACUGCUAUAUAAACACUUUUGUAACUGUUUUCAGGUCGAGUUACAGGACCCAGGAUUAUGUCAACUCCUGGACAAAAAAAAGCAGACAAAGUUUUAAAUAUACCCUUAACAUCUGUGGUAAUCAGGUUUAGGCUCAAUUUGAAUUGAGGCAGUCAAUUUUAGAAGGAAACUGAAAUUCCAAUUCAAUGAAAAAGGGAAUCUCUUUUCCACAACUUCUCAAUAAACUGAAAAGGAGAAGCUAUUUAUGUCAAAAGUUGUCAAAUGUUCUGAUUUGAAAUUCAACUCACUUCCUGAAUUGACUGACUUCAAUUGCAACAAGCCAGAGUAAUCGAUUUCUUGUAAAUUAAUACAAAUAUUGUGUCAACUGCCAGAGACAACUUAAUUACAGAGGGGAAGCACCAGAGUAUGAAAUCGGACAUGACCCAUUGAUUGCAUUACAAGAGUAAAAAACUAUAGAUCUGAAAGAGUUGUGGCACAGUCCCAUAGCGUUAUGUUGUUUGGGAGGGAUACCAGAACCAGUAACUGAUUUCAAAACAAACUCCCAUCACAUUGCCUAUGUAUACCAUGAUCAGAUAAACUGCACCAAACAUCUCUCACCGGGGGCUAUGGCGUAUAUCCUAUAGAAUCUACAGACGGCAGACAAGAGGGAACCUAAUAAGUAGGCCGUCUGUCCAGUACAACACCUUUCCAUGCUUCACUCUUAUAUUCCUAGCUAUACAUUCAAGACACACUGGACUGUUGACAUUUAAGUUCAGCUAGUCCUUUAGGAGAAGCCAAAUAUCUUUUUAACCAAGUCAUUCCACUGUUUCUUUUUAAUUAAGGACAUUAUUUAACUAACCUAUAACCCUGAAUCAAUAAAUGGCAAGCGUGAAUAGGCUGAAACAAUUGCUGUGUGGCUAUGAUUUCUCUACUGUAUUGGUAGAACUCUGAUUAUUGAUUUUAUCUCGCUGACUGACCAGAAUCUGGCACUGGCAGCUGUCUCAACUGUUCAGUCAUACGUGGUGUACUGUCGGCACUGGAAACCCUGGUCAAAUUUGGGUCACAGAAGUUCAGGUGAUGCGCAUCGACAGAUGUGGAGGGGGUACAAACGAUUUUCUUUUAAAGCUUUUUGGUGGCCUCAUCGCGGCUGGAUGACCCGUGGGGAUUCAAAUCACCGGCAGUCUGUUCAUGCUGCUGCAAGGUAAAUGGAAAUGACUCUCUCAUUGAUUUCUCUCAUUGUUUAUAAGUUAAAUCACCGAGGGGAAUGGCUUUAUUUUUGGCAAAACAGGACUACUGAAAGGAGCAAGAGAGGCAAAUAAUAAACAUGAUAAUCGACGGCUUGCUUAUUCAUACAUUUUGACAUCUGCUUUACAAAUAUGUGAUGCUCCAUAUUCAUUGUAAAUUUACAUCUGUCUUCGAUGUACAUUGCCUUUUUUUCCCCUGAUAAAGACACAACGAUGCCCGUGUAAAGAUGGGGGAUUGGAAUUUCCUAGGGGGGAUAUUGGAGGAGGUCCAUAUCCACUCCACUAUGGUGGGAAAAAUCUGGCUCACCAUCCUAUUCAUCUUCCGCAUGCUGGUGUUGGGUGUGGCGGCCGAGGACGUGUGGAACGAUGAGCAGGCCGACUUCAUCUGCAACACGGAGCAGCCCGGGUGCCGGAACGUCUGCUACGACCUGGCUUUCCCCAUCUCCCUCAUCCGCUUCUGGGUCCUUCAGGUCAUCUUUGUCUCAUCGCCCUCACUGGUGUACAUGGGCCAUGCUCUCUACCGCCUCCGAGCCCUGGAGAAGGAGCGGCAGAAAAAGAAGGUCCUGCUACGUCGCGAGCUGGAGCUGGUAGACGUGGACAUGGUGGCUGCUCGGAAAACGAUUGAGCGAGAGGUGAGGCAGCUGGAGCAAGGCAAGCUCAACAAGGCUCCGCUGUCAGGGUCCCUGCUGCGCACCUACGUGGCCCACAUCAUUACCCGCUCUGCCGUGGAGGUAGGCUUUAUAACGGGCCAGUACAUCCUCUAUGGCUUCCAGCUCUCCCCUCUAUUCAAGUGCGAGCGUGAGCCUUGCCCCAACGCGGUGGACUGCUUUGUUUCCCGGCCCACAGAGAAGAGUGUCUUCAUGGUCUUUAUGCAAUGCAUCGCUGUAGUCUCCCUCUUCCUAAACAUCUUGGAGAUCAUGCACCUGGGCUACAAGAAGGUCAAGAAGGGCAUCCUGGAUUACUAUCCACACCUGCAAGACGAGCUUGACGACUUCUACUCAAGCAAAACCAAGAAAGACUCUGUGGUGCAUCAGACAGGCAUUGCUUCCUCCGGCUGUAAUCCCACCAUGGCCUCCGCGCCCAGUGGCUACAACCUCCUACUGGAGCGGGCCCAGGAGGGUCACACCUACCCCCCCCUUAUCAACCCCUCUGCCUUCCUCCCUGUUCAGGGUGAACUGGCUGGUAAACGGAGCGUGGAAGAACUCAAAGAUGCUGCACAUAGCCCGACGGAGCACAACUCCAACUCCAAUAACACCAGCAGUGACAGCCGCUCACCGCCCUGCGACUCAGUGACCCCGCCAAAGCAGGAGGAGCCAGAGGAGUCUGCACACCUUCCCCCUCACAGCGAGGAAGAGAAGAGGGGGAGCCCAGACUCUCCCAGGCGCCCAAGGGAUGCAUCUCAUGCCUCCUCCUGCCCGACAUUGCUAGUAGGCGCCGGAAGGAAAACAUGGAGGGUCAACGCUCCCUCAAAUUGUUCCACAGUGGUGGAGGGCAAAAGCUCAGACACAGAUUCUUAUGGGGGUGCUAAGGCCAGUGGUGGGUACCAAGCCCGGACUGCGUCGAAAUCGGAACCCAAAAUGCGUCCCUCCACCCCAGACUCACUGGGGGACUCAAGUUCAGGGUCACAGCACAGUCCGAGAACACCCUCUUCCAAUCGCCGACCAUCAUCCACAAGCAACGCAAGUAGUAGGCGAGCCCCAACAGACUUACAAGUCUGAAUGCUAAGACUAAAACCUUAUCGCUUGUCCCUCAGACAAAAAAUACUUUAUUUCAAACACAGGGAUCAGAAGAACAUGACAUGAGUUGUGACAUUGUGUGAACUGCUUCGGAGGGAAAUCUGUUGCAGUAGUCCAGCAAAAUGGAUAGAUGUGUUUUAUAAGAUGUCACCUCUGUUUCUGUUGAUCUCUAUGUGGUAGUUUAUUUUUGUAUUCACCAGCUUCAAAGCCUCCGUCAUACUUUGUGAUGACAUAAGACACAGUAGAUAAAACAUUGGGUGUGGGGACUAGCUAUUGGGAAUAUUGACCUGCUUUUAAAUGUAUUGUGGCUAAGAGAGAAAAACACUGGAACAGUACAGAUCACACAGCAGUGACACCGUUAGUGCUUUCUGUAGGUUUCAGUUAAUUUUAAACACCAUUGUUUAGAGAGAAACCAUGAAAAUAUGUCCUCAUGGCAGCCCAAUUCAGAAUUUUGUUUCACUAAUUGGUCUUUUGACCAAUCAGACGAGCUCUGAAAAAUAUCUGAUAUGAAAAGAUCUGAUUGACCAAUUAGUGGGAAAAGAUCAGAAUUGGGCUGCCUGUCUAAACGCAGCCAAAGUACCUUUUGACCACUGAAAAUAGAGUAUGUAGACUAAAUGAUGUAUAUUGCAUGAAAGAAUUACCUAAUUUCCCAUUUAUAUCUUGGUUUUUAUUUUGCAUUAACUACUGUAUGUCCAUACUAUCAUCGUAAAACCAUGUAUGACGGUUACAAUGGCCCUCCACGUUCUUUUAGGCACAACUUUUCUUUUAAGGGUUGUGGGGUAUUUCAGUUUCUUAUGCAUUUCAAGUAACGCCAGCAGAGCCUCUGUGUGCACACAGUACAAAAGUGAUAUCAUGAGGUAAGAUUUCUAUAUUGUAACAAAUGUGAACAUGAUUAAAAAGGAAAACACCCAUUACGUUAAUGUUUGUUUACUAGAUACAAAGCAUUGGUGUAUAGUAGGAUAAGUACACUGAAAGCAGAAAAAGGGGGUUUGCUUUUAUGAGGGGGAGACAGUCAAAGGACAAAAGCUAUUAUAUUUCAAUAUAAUCAAAUAUACAAAUUAAGUUAAAUACUUAAACCUAGUAGAAAAAAAAGAACAGAGGUGAAUAAAAUCCCUUGCCUCCAGUUGUUGGUUUCGACUUGCCAUAAAA
Molecule: messenger RNA, 6050 nt
Organism: Oncorhynchus keta (chum salmon)
Lineage: Eukaryota; Metazoa; Chordata; Actinopteri; Salmoniformes; Salmonidae
Product: gap junction alpha-9 protein-like
Exons: 2
Coding region: 3393-4883 (496 amino acids)
Biological process (GO): cell communication
Cellular component (GO): connexin complex
Source: RefSeq, a predicted model, not a curated record